GCUGAAAUAUGCAUAUAACUAGAUGUUCGAUGCAACUUUCGCAGCUUCUGUGCAUCUAACGAGUUGUAAUAUUCCGGAGAGUGAAGUUUUGUCGGUUUGUUGUCUCCGUUGGGCGGCGGCCCGGAGCGGCUUCGGCUUAUUGCAUCUAAGCCAAUCAUAUCUUACCAUUGAUUGUACAAGGAAAUUUAUAGCAUCAAUAUAGGAAGAAGAUCAUAUUAAUAGUUAUCUAAUACCAAACAUGGAGCAGUUUAUUCUUCUGCUUCCAACAUAUCGACUCUAUUUACCCGUCCCAAAUAGGAAAGGGCUUCAUGAUGACUCAGCAAAAAGAAAGCUUGAUCCGGCGACGUUGAGAGAGCGGUUUUCUUGAAACUCAUCAGUAUUUCGCCCAAUUUCAUCCAAACUCAUUGAUUAAGAUUGAAAAUUGUUACAAAGUAAUCAAUAAAUUCAAAUACAAAUCAUAGCAUCUCACUAUAAGCCCUAUUGUGCCCAUAUACGAGAUAUUCGUGCACACGUGCCAACUCCUCGCUGGUUCACACCAUCCUCUUAUACGCAGUACAAAUACAGAAGAAAGGAGGCUAGAGGAUCAUAUAUAGAACUCAAUGUCGAUUGAAGAAACGACCACUCCGGGCCAACAGGCUGGUCCGGUCCAAGCAGAUUCUGGGGCCCCAACAGUCGACGCUGCCAUCAACACAAAACCGAAGCCAUUUUCAUGGAGGGACGCUCAUCCAACCUUCGUUAUUAUCUUGGUCGGACCAGAGCAGGUCCCGUUUGGGCUGCAGAAAGACUUUCUUUGUGCAAAAUGCGCCAUGUACCGUAAAUAUUUCGAAGAGAGAAAAGACGAAACGACAGUCGAACAUGUAGUCCGUCUACCAGAAGCAACAAAGAAAGUAUUCGGGCUGGUCCAGCAGUUCUUGUAUACUGGCCAUAUUAUCACAGACCCUGCCAAGGUCCCCAGCUACGAAGAGCUCGUGAGCCUAUGGUACUACGGCGAUAAGCUAGGAGUCGAAGGCUUGUGCGAACAGACGCUGGAUGCCAUGAUUGAAUGCCGCCGGAUAACACAGCGUAUUCCAGCGACCCCUCUACUCAUCAAGGUCUGGCAAGACACUCCAGAGGGAUCCUCCAUCCGCCAUCUACUGCUGUCUUGGACUGCAGAGUAUAUGAGGUCUUCAGCUGCAAGAGCUGAAUUUGCAAAGUCUUUACCGCAGGACGUGCUAAGCGAGUUGGUGGUAACAAUGGGCAAGUUUGAAGCUGCCGCCGCUGAGGCUCAACCGACGCCUCGCAAAAACGUACACUAUCUUGACGAGGCGGAUGAUGAUGAGCUCUCGAGCAACACAAGGCGAAACAGAAGAUCUUUAGGGUCUUCAGUACCAAUACAGAGAACAGAUUCGCUUACGAGGAAUAUACGAGCGCACCCUCCCAAGCAGCAGAAACGACGAUCUAGCGCUUAUGUAGAGGGCCGAGUCUUUUCGAAUGCUCAAAAACUCGAGUUUUGCGCCGAUUUACUCACAAGAAUGCUAUCAGGACCAGGAUUCUGGACUCGUCUGGUCGGGCCAUUCCGUGAACCGGUUGAACCUGAAGAAGACGGCGUGCCUGAUUACUUUAACAAGGUGAAGCGACCUAUGGAUCUGCUGUCUAUUAAACGAAAGAUGGACGGGAGAGAAUACAAUAGUGACGAAGACUUCCUGGUGGACGUUAGGCAAAUCUUUGAGAACUGCUUUCUCUACUGGAAGAAAGGUGAUGCCAUGUACGAGGCUGGAGAAAAAUUACAACGCACGUUUGAGGAGAAGUUUACCCAUAUGAACAAGUGGAUUGCCAAGAUGGGAGACGAUGACGCUGAAUAGACCACCAUGGAAGUUGGCGCAAAGUUUACAUACUGCUAGGGACUUGGGAAGGUUUAGCCUAGAGAGUUUGGCUCAGGAAGCUUUACUACCACGCUGUAUUUCGUUUAACUACUGUAUAUGCAUUGAAUAUAUGCCUAUAAUUC
This is a messenger RNA of [Torrubiella] hemipterigena, 1984 nucleotides long. The record is from the annotation of a GenBank genome assembly. Lineage: Eukaryota; Fungi; Ascomycota; Sordariomycetes; Hypocreales; Clavicipitaceae.